This is a messenger RNA of Fusarium oxysporum Fo47, 2751 nucleotides long. Its product is annotated as amino acid permease-domain-containing protein. Gene Ontology annotation, cellular component: membrane. The transcript is spliced from 12 exons. Gene Ontology annotation, molecular function: transmembrane transporter activity. Lineage: Eukaryota; Fungi; Ascomycota; Sordariomycetes; Hypocreales; Nectriaceae. Gene Ontology annotation, biological process: transmembrane transport. The coding region runs from base 1 to 2661 and encodes 886 amino acids. The record is from RefSeq and is a predicted model, not a curated record.
AUGUCCCAUUCUAUCGGGGGGAAAACAGCCAUUGUUACUGGUGCUGGCAGUGGCAUCAACCUCGCAUUUGCUGAACAGCUUUUGAAUGGCGGAUGCAAUGUCCUUUUUGCCGACCUCGCUCUGCGACCUGAAGCUCAGAAGCUGGUGGGCGCUUAUCCUGGCGGAGUCCAAAGCAAGAGCCGAGCUGUUUUCCAGCAGACUGAUGUGACUAACUGGACUCAUCUCGAGCGAAUUUUCGAAAGGGCAGAAGAGGAGUUCGGCGAGAUUGACAUCGUCUGCCCCGGCGCUGGAGUCUACGAACCGAGCUUUAGCAGCUUCUGGUAUCCUCCUGGAACCCCACAAACCAAGGAUGCCCUCCAUGGCGGUCGCUAUGCCAGUAUCGACAUCAACUUGGUUCAUCCUAUCAGGACCACUCAAUUGGCGCUGUCUCGUUUCUUGAGAUACGAAAAGAAACCUCGCACGAUUGUUAUUAUCUCGAGCACCAACGCCCAAGACACCUGUCUAUCUACAGCUAUUUAUGAUGCGACAAAACAUGCGAUUAGUGGAUUCGUGCGCGCGAUGGCCAAGAUCGACCAAGUCGGCGUCCGUAUCGCUGCAGUCGCACCAGGCAUCAUCAAGACGCCUCUCUUCAUGGAGAACCCAGAAAAGCUUGCCAUGAUUGAUACCAGCAAGGAUGUUCUAGUAGAGCCGUCCGAGGUCGCUAGCGUCAUGGUCGCUUUGGUUGAGAGAGACAGCAUCUGCUCGACCAUUGACCAAGCAAGUACAGGACCGCAGGACAUCGAGAUCAAGAGCGGGUCGAUUAUUGAAGUGACCAAGAACCGAGCUCGUGUUGUCAAUGCAUACCACGAUCCGGGUCCUUCAGGUGCUGGGGCCAUUGGGUCCAACUUUGCCACUUCAGAGUACACUACGUUGGCUUUACUGUUGACUCCGGGAUGGGGAGAACCUAGUGUAAAGGCGAGCAAUAUCUCGAUAUCCUAUCUAAUUGACGUCCGUCUCCAUGCGGCGAACGCAGAUAAGUGGCCAAACCGUAAAGGGGUUCGCGAUGCCGCUACUCCCAGCAAAAUCAAGACUCGGCAGUUUUCGCCAGCUAUUUUCGCCAUGGCCGAUUCGAUUCCUCACCAGGUCACCGAAGGUCACUUGCGGCCGCGUCUCAGCAAGUUGACCAUGGUCGCGAUGACAUUUGCCAUUCUCAACACUUGGAUCGCGUUAGGUGGCACAAUUGGCAUCGUCAUGCCGUCUGGAGGCCCAGUCGCGCUCCUGUACGGCUUCAUCUUCUGUGUUGCUUGCAAUUUCGCUCUAGCCUUCAGUCUUGGUGAGCUUGCAGCUAUCUGGCCAACAGCAGGCGGGCAGUAUCAUUUUGUGUACGCUCUCAGUAGUGACAGAUGGAAGAGGUUCUUGAGUCUUUGUGCUGGCUGGAUUAAUAUUGCUGGCUGGCUCACCCUUGUAACAACUGAAGCGAUCUUCUCCGCCAUGUUUAUUGCUGCCGCUAUUGUCGUCGCGUCGGGGAGAUCAACACCAGUCGACUCUUGGACAACAUACCUUGUCUUCCUUGCCAUUAUCACGUUUUCGACCAUCGUGAACAUCUGGGGCAAUUCCAUCCUUGGACCUUGGAGCAACUUCGCUCUCUACUGGUCAAUUCUAAGCGUUGUCAUCAUCAGCAUUAUUCUGUUAUCCAUGUCAGAAAAGACCAGCGCCGAGUUCGUUUUCACAACGUUCAAUAACGAGACGGGAUGGUCAGAUGGGAUGGCAUGGCUUCUGGGUCUACUUCAAUCCGCUUUAUCAUUGAUUGGAUUUGACGCGGUUUUGCACAUGACUGAAGAAAUGCCUAAUCCCCAUCUGGAUGCCCCCCUUGCAAUCGUCUAUGCUAUUGGUGUUGGUGGUUCUACUGGCUUGAUCUUCAUCCUAGUCAUCCUCUUCUGUCUGACUGAUGUUGACAAAGUAGUCAGCUCGCCUACCGGUCAGCCCCUGAUCGCUCUUUUCGAUCAAGCCACGAACAGUCGAGCAGCAUCUACCAUCAUCAGCUGCAUGCUAGGGCUGUGUUUCAUACACGGCACAAAUGGAUCUAUCACCACCACAAGUCGAUUGAUAUACUCCAUGGCUCGAGAUAAUGGCUUCUUUUUCUCUCGAUAUUUCAACCACAUCAACCCGAAGUUGGAGGUUCCAGUUCGCACGAUCAUCUUCACCUAUAUAUUCAACGUGCUAUUUGGUGCCCUUUAUCUAGGACCUACAGUGGCUUUCAACGCCUUCAUCGCGUCUUGCACGAUUCUUCUGAACAUAUCAUACGCUUUCCCAAUUUUCGUUUUGGUCAUUCGAGGUAGAGACAUCCUCGCUCCGCAUCAGCACCCUCAUACGCCGUGGAAGCUUGGAAACUUCUGGGGGUAUCUGGUCAACUGGACAGCUUGUCUGUACGUUUCGGUAACUUCAGUGCUUUUCUGCUUCCCUCCAUCGUUACAUGUCACUGGAAACACAAUGAAUUAUGUUUCUGUCGUCAUAGCAAUCUGCUGUCUCGCAAUUGCUAUUUAUUGGAUUGCUCGCGGGAAGACCUUUGAGGGGCCUAACCUCGAAACCAUUAUGGCGCAAAGAGAAGAGGUGGCUCAUGCGCCUGGCCAUGGCAGACGUGGCGAGAAGGAAGAUAUUCAUGAUCAUUCUGUAUCUGCCUAGAUUAUAUAAUGGGUUUCCCCUGAUCGGCGAUCCAAUACUAGUCCAUCUUGAAUCAGCAGUCAACCAUCAUGUCUAAAUUUUUAAAGCUGC